Kockovaella imperatae is the source of this 1062-nucleotide messenger RNA. RefSeq lists its product as hypothetical. The transcript has a single exon. The record is from RefSeq and is a predicted model, not a curated record. Lineage: Eukaryota; Fungi; Basidiomycota; Tremellomycetes; Tremellales; Cuniculitremaceae. Bases 1 to 984 code for a protein of 327 amino acids.
AUGCUCAGCUUCGCUCAGACCCUCACCUGCCUCUCUCUCCUGGCACUGACCGUGUCACGAGCGGUGCCAGGCUCAGAAACUCAUCCUGUCAAGCGAACAUUCUGCGCACUCAUCGGCUGCGAUGUUAAUCAAUACUGCACAGAAUUCGGUUGCGUAACCUGUGACGCUGGUUCGUCUCCCGUACAGGAGGGAGGUCUCCUCUGCUCCCCAUGGUUUGAUCUGGGCUCUGCGCCAUCUUCCACUACUCAGCAAUCCUCCUCGCCAACCUCUGGCUGGAGCUGGAAAAAGUCCACGGUGGACGAGCGUACCUUCUUCUGCACUGGAUACUGCCAAUCGUGUCCGGCUGGAACCUACUCGUCUGACGGGUCACCUUGUCAACAAUGUCCUUGGGGUGAAACCUCUCAGCAAGGAGCAAGCUCUUGCUACCCUAUUCCCAGUAGCAACUCGCCCUCCCCCUCGUCUACUUCUUCUACAAUGUCACCCAUCACAUCUACGACAAGCGAAGGCCCCCGCCCGACCCGAUCAUCCUCACACAUGGUCACUCCGACUAGCAGGAGCUCUUCUUCCAGCACUCCGUCGCCCAGCACUACCUCGACCAAGACUAUCCACUCGUCGGCCGCCUCGUCGUCUGCGAAAUCCACGAACAAAACUUCUACUGUGGUCGUGCUUUCCUCUUCUACCAAGUCUAUCCAGUCCAGUGCUAUUUCGACCAAGUCUGACCAGUCGUCUACUCAUUCCAGCAAGCCAGCACAAUCAUCGAUGCCCUCCAAGUCUCUCCAGCCAUCGUCUGCUUCCUCCGCCGCGCCUAGUCAGUCCUCUAUCCCAUGCGGGGGUGGCAAGGUAGAGAGCGGCAAGUGUGUCUGCCCCGGCUGCUCGACCUUGAUCAACGGACAGUGCACAUGCCCCUGGGGACAAGAGCUCUGGAAUGGUCAAUGUGUCUGCCCGUCUGGACAGCACCUUAAAAAUGGUCAAUGCUGUAACUAGUUUGAUGGAAUGAAGUGAUUUCGUAGAAAGAUCUUUAGCCCUCACGUAAUUGCUGUCCCCUUUGCAUCCCAUUCUGUC